GUGAAAUCUCCAUGGCAACGUGGAGAAAACUGUUCUUGCUACCCGGAGCUGCGCAGACCGAGCGGCCUAUGACACCCAAGUACCGCGAGAGCAAUUGGACAGGACAGCUUUCGAAUCACUCUCGCGGUACGUUCACGUCAUAUGCUGAUCACUCAGCGAAGUCGUUCACACCUAGAGUUGCAAAAGUUAAAUGGCGAGCGAUUUAGUCCGAGCAUUAAAGACAAAGGCGAAAUCGCUCAGUUUGAGCUCCAGAAAAAUGACUUAUCUGACAAAGGAUUAUGCAAAGUUAACAUGGAUUACAACACUGAAGUUAAAUAAUAAUUAUCUGUCGGAUUUGCCAUCUGAACUGCAGUGUUUAGAACAGUUGACAGAACUCAAUCUGGGCAAUAAUGUUUUUGAUGAGGUGCCAUCUGUGUUAGCACAUCUGUGUCAUCUGAAAAAACUUUAUUUAUAUGGGAACAAAAUCAAGCAUUUGCAACCACAGAUUCUGGAAGGGCUCCCAAACCUUGUGCUUCUCAAUCUAAACCACAAUAGAAUAAAAGUCAUUCCUCCAGAAAUUCAUAGGCUUGGUAGACUAGAAAGCAUGAGUAUCACAGACAAUCAUUUGGAGCAGAUUCCAGCUGAAUUGGGUCUGAUAAAAAGUCUGACAGAGGUUAAUUUUACUAAUAAUAAACUGACUCGGAUACCACAGCAGUUGUACAGUUUAUCACAACUAAGGAAGUUGUACUUGGCCCGAAACAACCUGACUGAACUUCCGGAGGGGAUUCUUAGUUGGAGAAAUCUGAAGACCUUAGAUGUUGCUGGAAAUCAUUUAUCUGUGUUUCCAGUGGGUUUCCAGUUUCUCACAUUGGAAGAAUUGUUCUGUGAAGGAAACAAUUUAGUUUCAUUUAAACCGAUGGAGUCCAUUCAAGAGAAAGAAAUUCUUUCAUUAAAGGAACUCUCUGCCAGGAUGAUUCUCAGGGACAGCACAAACAAAUUUUCACUGCUCUCUAGGGCUUUACCAUUUUACCCAGAGCUGCAGGACUUGCUGUCUCACUGGGGACAAUGCGGCGUGUGCUCCAUGCCUUUCCUCACUACCUGGCUGGAGUGUGUGCAGUUUAUAAACCUUAAGCAUAUGGGCAUGAAAAGCUCAGAGUUUAUACCAGUGAGAGUUUUACUGUGUUCCUAUGACUGCUUCAACAGAAAUGAUCACAGAUACUACGGGCUUGUGCAGAUGUAACUAACAAAUGUGACCCGGACCACAAAACUAGUCAGCAGUAGCCAAAAAUACAUAUGGGUCAAAAUGAUAGAUUUUUUAAAUGCCAAAAAUAUUAAGUAAAUAUCAUUAUUAAUGAAGAUAUUUUGUAAAUGGGUCAAUUACGUGACGUUAAUUUUUUGUGUCCGUAUAUGGUUCAAUUAAAUUUAAAAGGGUUAAAAUUUCAAAAUAAAUUUGCAGAUUACUUGCAUACAUUUUCUUAUGAGGAUCAAGUCUAAAAUUUCUGGUUUUAUUUCAUUUUGAAAGUAUAUUUGGGGGAUAAUUGCAAAAAUGUCAAUGUGGUGUAACCGGGCCGUGUCAAUUGGUGUAACUAAUAUUUUUUUUAAAUGAAAAUAUAAAUGUAUACAUGAAAAUGUGGAAUAAAAUAUAAUCAUCUAGUUUAGUGUAAUAUGAUUUUUUUACAUACAUUUUUACAUCAUUUGUCAAAGAUUAAUUAGAAAACAGAGCUGUCAGGACAAAUAUUACAAAAUCACAUCAAAAUUUACAUUUAGUAAUAACUUAUAAAUUGUAUUUUCGUGUGAUAUUUUAAAAUGAUUUUUUAUGAUUACGCUUACAUGCCAUCAAGGUGGAUAAAAUAUUUUAUAUUUCUCAUUCUUUGACGCAAUUGGCGGUUACACCAUUUGACAUUUUCAGGUCCAUUCAGCCUUAACUUUUAUAAAAAUGGUGCAAAUGUAAUUUUUCAUUGCAUAAAAUCAACAUAAAUACACUAUGUGCAUUUUGAAAUUAUCAUCUUGCCAAACUUGUUUUUGUCACUGACCCAAAUACCGUAAAUAUAUA
This is a messenger RNA of Misgurnus anguillicaudatus (oriental weatherfish), 2032 nucleotides long. RefSeq names its product leucine rich repeat containing 69 (gene lrrc69). Gene Ontology annotation, molecular function: protein binding. NCBI's taxonomy places the organism in Eukaryota, Metazoa, Chordata, Actinopteri, Cypriniformes, Cobitidae. Gene Ontology annotation, cellular component: cytoplasm. The record is from RefSeq and is a predicted model, not a curated record.